GGGCGGGGAACGGGAGGGGUAGGUUGCACCUGUUGCGAGCCCCCACCGGGCUGCUGGAGGCGACGAGUCAGUGGGGCAGUCGCUGCUGAGUGAGGAGUGGGGCGAGUUCGAAUCCCGAGGCUGGCCGAGCCGAGAGUUCCUGUCGGGCCGCUGUAGUUUUUCCGAGGAGUUGGCCGGGCAGCGUCGCCGCCGCCGGAGGAGAGAGGUUCGCCAGGAGUUUGUCCAGAGUUCGGGCCCCGGCUCCCUUGCCACGCCGCCGCCAUGCCCGUCUUCCACACCCGCACCAUCGAGAGCAUCCUGGAGCCCGUGGCGCAGCAGAUCUCCCACCUGGUCAUCAUGCACGAGGAGGGGGAGGUGGAUGGCAAGGCCAUCCCCGACCUGACCGCCCCCGUGGCUGCCGUGCAGGCUGCCGUCAGCAACCUGGUCCGGGUUGGAAAAGAAACAGUGCAGACAACUGAAGACCAGAUUUUGAAAAGGGACAUGCCACCAGCCUUUAUCAAAGUGGAGAAUGCCUGCACUAAACUUGUCCAGGCAGCCCAGAUGCUGCAAGCAGAUCCUUAUUCAGUACCUGCUCGUGAUUAUCUCAUUGAUGGAUCAAGAGGCAUCCUCUCUGGUACAUCAGACUUGCUUCUGACAUUUGAUGAGGCUGAGGUCCGUAAAAUCAUCCGUGUCUGCAAAGGAAUUUUGGAAUACCUAACUGUAGCAGAGGUGGUAGAGACUAUGGAGGAUUUGGUGACAUACACAAAGAAUCUGGGUCCAGGAAUGACAAAGAUGGCCAAAAUGAUUGAUGAAAGACAGCAGGAAUUGACUCAUCAGGAGCACAGAGUGAUGUUGGUGAACUCCAUGAACACUGUGAAGGAGCUGUUGCCUGUCCUUAUUUCAGCUAUGAAGAUUUUUGUAACUACUAAAAGUUCCAAAAGCCAAGGAAUAGAAGAGGCCUUGAAAAACCGCAAUUUCACAGUAGAGAAGAUGAGUGCUGAAAUAAAUGAGAUCAUCCGUGUGUUACAGCUCACUUCCUGGGAUGAGGAUGCCUGGGCUAGCAAGGUAUGUUCACUGUUUCUUCUGGAAAUAGAAGUCAGAUUCUACUUAGCUUCUCACAGCAACUAUAAAUUGAGGUUUUCAAGAAUAUUUGAUUAGAGUGUACACAACCAGAUCAUGUAACACGAUAUAGUGUUAUGAAUAGGAUUGGAAGGAUUAGAUUUUUCAGUAUAUGCUCAUUUCACUGUAUACCCACAAACAAUGAAAAAUGUUUCCAUUGAUGUUGAUCAAAAUUUACGGAUAGGCAAUGUAAGAAAAAUGGUACUUGAGAACUUACCAGAGUUUGACUUCACGCUAUUUAUGUUGUAUAUUUUGACAUAGGUUAAAAUUUGUGCUUUAACCAUUAUAAAGCUUUAAUUUUUUUUAAAUCUGAAUGUCUGCCA
Chelonoidis abingdonii (Abingdon island giant tortoise) is the source of this 1421-nucleotide messenger RNA. Lineage: Eukaryota; Metazoa; Chordata; Testudines; Testudinidae. The record is from RefSeq and is a predicted model, not a curated record.